Messenger RNA from Aspergillus mulundensis, 315 nucleotides. RefSeq lists its product as uncharacterized. Lineage: Eukaryota; Fungi; Ascomycota; Eurotiomycetes; Eurotiales; Aspergillaceae. The transcript has a single exon. The record is from RefSeq and is a predicted model, not a curated record. Bases 1 to 315 code for a protein of 104 amino acids.
AUGGACGACGAAUUCUCCUACAACCGCUCGCAGCAGCGCCGCGUCCGCCCCGCCGAGUACUCCGGCACGCUGGGCAACAUGCAGGCGAACAACAUGCGCGACAGCAACAUGCAAACAAGCAACAUCCCGCGCCGGAUGAGUAGCAACAUGCAGGGGACGACCAAUAUGCCGGGGAGCGGCGGGCAUGCGCACGACAUGCCGGAGAAUGUGUGGACGGGCGAGCAGCAGGAGGUGCGGAAUCCGAUGCUGCAGGGGGUGAAUCCGAAUACGCGGGGGAAGGAGAAGGAUAUGCAUGAUUGGGUGAAGGAGGACUAG